Pisolithus orientalis is the source of this 2619-nucleotide messenger RNA. RefSeq lists its product as uncharacterized. Gene Ontology annotation, molecular function: damaged DNA binding. Bases 1 to 2619 code for a protein of 872 amino acids. Gene Ontology annotation, biological process: double-strand break repair via homologous recombination; mitotic G2 DNA damage checkpoint signaling. Gene Ontology annotation, cellular component: Mre11 complex. The transcript is spliced from 11 exons. The record is from RefSeq and is a predicted model, not a curated record. NCBI's taxonomy places the organism in Eukaryota, Fungi, Basidiomycota, Agaricomycetes, Boletales, Pisolithaceae.
AUGUGGCUGAUCACUGGCCCCUUCGAUGGGGAACUAGGAAACGUCUCCGCUACAAAGACGAAACUGCUGAGAGCGGGAAAGAAGUAUUCUUUAGGCCGAAAGGAUCGUCAACUAGUUGUGAACAACAAAAAGAUCUCUCGAGACCAUUGCGACUUCACAGUAGGCCCAUACACAGAGGAGAACGUGGAAGAUCCGUGUUUCGUUCCGAAGAUUGAGAUAUACAACGCCAAAGAGAAGGCCAUGACCAUUGACCGAGGCGGGAAGCCUUUCAUCGUGGACCCAUUGUCUCCUUGCGAAUUACAAAGCGGUGAUAUGAUUAAUAUCGUGGUCGGAAUUAUCAUCCAAGUGGAUUGGAAGCAGAUAGCUUGUUUUCUGCCUCCAGUGCGGAACUCGCCCUCCAUUCCAAGACAAGAUUGUGCUUCCAUGGGCUUAAGCAUGGUAACGACGACGCAUGCGCUGGUGACACAUCAUAUUACCCCCAAGUAUGAACUUACGGUUCCCCUAGCGACUUCCCUACUUUCAGCCGCGCAGCUAGUCAAAUCGGAGUGGCUGCAAGAAUGUAUACGUCUCGGAACUACCGAAGAUGAUACAAACUUGUUCAAGUCCACUCAGCUCGAACAGGUUUUCAACCUCCCGCUGGAGAGCAAAUAUCGACCAGCCUUCUCACCCGGACUGCCUCCGACAUUCAAAUCCUUCAAGUUCUGGGAACCCAACGAGGAGAGGUUGAACUUUCUGAAUGGGUAUCGCUUCGUCUUGCUUGCCAACAAGAAUGCUGAAGUCGACGGUGAUACGAGAGAGCUUUGCCUACGAGGCGGGGGAGAAUAUGAUGGCUUCCCUCUGACAUCCGGCCAUGCGAAAUGGCGGCAAAUGCUUGCAAAGGCGAAGCGUAAAAAGGAAGAAGUGGGUAUAAACGUCCUCAUUGUCACGGACGAUAGGCCCAUUCAGGCUACUGUUGGGCCGACCAAGUGGCAAGAGAUGGUUGCCGAUGCUCACACUAUGUCCGUGUCAAUCAUUACUGUCGAGACGCUGUUAAAUGCGGUAAUCAGCAUCGAUGCUUCGAUCCUACUGAGUGCUCCUGAUCCACACCAAGACUGUUCUCCACCACCAGGUAAUGCGAACGCGCAUCCUGAGGAGUCAUGUCUUGCCUUGGCUCCUUCACGUCCAGAAGCGAUCGAGGUUGAUCGCCAUUCCAGUCCACGUCCUCCAGCUGAACCGGAGACUUCUGCCUGGAGAUCCAGAUCCCCCCAACCCGGUGCGGAGACUAACGUCCAGCCUCCACCAUCCAGAAGACAACUUAUUCGUUCUGUGAAACCCCUAUCGACUAACAGUAACCGAGACCAAACUGAUAGUAACGUAGGAGCUACGGUUCCACCGGCUCCAUCCAUUAAUCGUCCGAAGCUGAAGAGACGAGCAGCAACUCCGACGGCAGGGACGGCCUCUGUGAUGGAAUCUAUUCUUGCUGAGAAAGAGAUGAAUCGAGAACCUCCCCUCAAAAAGUUUAAAGCACUUUUUGAUGCGAGUGAUCCAGACAAGAUGUCUACUGACGCCCCAAAUAGUGGGACCUCUGCGGGCGUUUUCCGGGAUACCGGAAGCGCUACACAAAGCGCAUCUCUUCAUGCUCCCCUCCAUGGAACAGUCCCAGGUAUGCGAGCACUAGAUGCAGUCGCAGAGGAAGAGGAAGGAAGCAGCCUUGCUGGACCGCUGCUUUCCCAAUCAUUACCGGCACAGCUCCCCAACCAACUUGCCAUCGCUCAAAGAGUACCAGCUCGCGCCCGUCAGACAUCCAGGGAGCCCGUCGGUGCUGUCGAUGGGGAGAAGGACCAUGCUGACACUGCGGAAGAUCAGAUGGCAUCCAAACAAUCCAAGAAGUCUACGAGGCAACUAGAUACUGAUCAGGCGUUUUUGAUUGCAGUGGCGUCGAGAAAGAGGGGAAAGAAGGGAGAAGACAAUUUUGAUCGUGAAUUCAACAAACUGCGUAUCUCACAGCCGGAUAUCCACGGAGAGCAAGAGGAAGAUUGGGCAGUUCUAGGAGAUUUCGAUGACGACAUUAGGAACAUAAGGGGGAACUUCAUGGUAGUGACGGAGGUAGACGUUUACAGAAACGGCCGGCCGCGUGAAAUAACGGCCGUUCGACGGGACUACGAUGGGAAACCGAAUUUCAAAAAGUUCAAAAAGACACCUACACCCUCAUUGAGGCACUCCGUCGAAUUGGUGAUAAAAGCAGAGGAUGACUACGGAGUGGGCCCAGGUUAUUGGAAGGAUAGUACAGCUACGAAAGACUCCACUUUGCCACCAAGUCAGCCAGGAGUCCAGAGACGACCACGUACGAUUCUCGAGUCCGAAGAUGAAGACACUGAAAAGUUACCGGUCGCGAAGAAGCCAGGGAAGCAACUUGCUGCCGGGGGAGGGAGGUCCCAGGCAGCACGACUUUUCCUGGACUCCGAUGAGGAGUCUACCCAAGGUAAAGGCUCGCGAUGGUUUACGCAAGGGCGGGAGGCUCCGAACCAGGGCGUCCGUACCGGCGGGGUGCGAAGCAAUAAGCGACACAUCAUCGCGGAUGAUGAUUCAGACGAGGAAGCCGCUUUCAAGGGAUUUGGGAAGAAACGCAGAGUUCGGUAG